AUGAUCAACACUCUGCACUCAAGAGGAUGCGAGCUCAUCACUGAUUUGGUAUCCAUACCAUCACAACUCCGAAGAAUACCAAUCACAGAGGUGACUAUUCAUCCCGAAUCGGAUGCUACAUUUGUGUUGGCUGACCUCCCGCCGACACUCAACAUCCUAUCCCUCAACUACCUCGUUCCCUCCCAGCCACCAUUAGACUUGACGCACCUUUGCUCGCUCACCUAUCUAAGCCUUGAUGGCAUACAAGGUCCCCUGGAUGGUGCUAAACUGCCAGAGUCGCUCACUGAGCUCUAUCUCGACAGCUUCUUCAACCAACCUGUAUACAACCUUCCGGCCAGCGUCACCAAACUCAGUCUUAAAUGCAUGGUCUACCCGCACAAGAUUGAACAUCGACCUCUUCAGAAGAUCGACAUUCACGAUUUGUCGUCCCUCUCGUCCAACACAGACUGUCCACAUCUACGUGAGCUCAUUAUUGAACGUGUCAAUCAAAAAGAUAUCUCACGAAUCACAUCCUCAUCAUUCCCAGUGUUGGAGAAGCUCAAAACCAUGCUAGGUUCUACAGAGCUUGAGGAAUUCAAUCUGUCGACACUGCCCGCGUCACUACGCAUGCUUGACAUCUCGCAUUACGGACAGAUGGACCCACAAUCACUGCCAAAUGGAAUCACCGACCUUCGAAUAUCAUACGAUGAAGGUGACACCCCACUGCCAAACAUACCUCCAAAUGUCCAAACACUGACACUUCAUGGGUAUCAUGACAAGUUGGAUGUUUCCAAGUUACCUCAAUCAUUGACCAGUUUGGAACUGUUCAGUCAUAAACAACAAGUUGAUCUGGAAGUAUUCCAACAAUUGCCAUCAUUGCGUUGUUUGGCUUGGUUUGGAUCAAAUCAAUCAGAUAAUAUCAACCACACUCUGACAAUCAAGUCAAAUAAAUCAAACUUGUCAUUGAUCAUCAAGACCUUGCAGGAAUCAGAAACAGAUAAUAAUAAUAAUAGCAAUCAAUGGAUACACUACCUCUGA
Molecule: messenger RNA, 1017 nt
Organism: Acytostelium subglobosum LB1
Lineage: Eukaryota; Evosea; Eumycetozoa; Acytosteliales; Acytosteliaceae
Exons: 2
Coding region: 1-1017 (338 amino acids)
Source: RefSeq, a predicted model, not a curated record